UAUUUAUCUGAGUGGAAUAAAAAAUAUAUCUAUGCUUGCCUCAUCCAGACCGGUGGUCGGGACCUCUGUGUGGUUAAGGUCACGGACUUAAAAUCACCUGCCCCUCAUCGAUGUAAAUUCAAGCUUCACUCAUGUGGAAGCCAUCCAGUUGGCUUACGGAAGGUCGGUGGUUCUACCCAGGUCAAAUAAUAAUGCACGGAGGGGCACCUGGGAUCUUCCUCCACCACUAAAGCUGGAAAGUUGCCAUAUGAUCUAAAUUGUGUCGGUGCAACAAAACAAAAAUGAUUUAGACCAGAGUAAUUUUUAUCGGGUUGGUUAAUACUGUAGUACUAAACACUUAAAAAUGUGCAGAUUCCUAUAAAUAGUAAAUCGAAAAUUAUUCGUACCUUUCGAAAAGGUAAUUCAAAAAUAUUUCAAUAUUAACCUUAUGUUACUUAAAUAACCGUGUCAGGCUAAAUAUCUUGAUAAUUCUAUUGUGUGAGUGAAGAUUUACUCUACAGAACAGUGAUUUUUAUUUUGUCGUUUUCUUUUUUUAGACAAUGGAGAGUGUUGCAGACAUAGACUUAGUGACAAGCACUGAAGAAAAUAACGACAUUUCCGAGAUGGAGCUGACAACUGACAACCGGUCACCAGACAUGAGCUUUGAGAAUGACGCUGAUGGAAUACCAGUUGAAGGCAACGAAUCAAUACUUGAUAUAUCACUAAGGCUCCAUGACUAUGGACAGUUCAGACCAGUGCCUUCCAUAAUUCGCCAUCAGUGCCAACAGGCACAGCCACAUACUGUUUCUGUCUCCACGCAGACAGAUGAAACUAGAAUUCCAAAGACGACAUCAACACAGACUCCAUUAGUGGAAACUGCUUCUAAUGGAUGUCAGGCGACAAGACCAGCAUUCACCUUUGAAGAUGUUACAGACGACAACAGUAAAGUCCUGUUCUUCACUGGAAUACCAAACGCGGGAACUUUUAAGUGUUUGUUUGAUGAACUUGAAAGUGGUAUGAAAGUAAACAACUUAGGCCGACCAAAGUCUUUGAGACUUAUUGAUGAAUUUUUCUUGGUUUUAAUGAGACUCAGACUUGGACUUCUGCUUGAGGAUUUGGCUUUUAGGUUUCAUAUAUCUGUAGGAACUUGCAGUACGAUUUUUAAUCGUUGGGUGAAUUACCUUGACACAAGCUUGAGUUUUCUCGUGAAGUGGCCAACACGCAAGAACAUAAAUGACACUAUGCCUCAAAAAUUCAGUCGUAAAUAUCCAAAGUGCCGAGUAAUAAUAGACUGCACGGAGAUUCGAACAGAAACCCCAUGUUCCUUGCAGCUUAAGUCGCUUCUAUACAGUGAUUAUAAAUCACACAUGACCUGGAAGUCAUUAAUUGGAAUAAGUCCAUCGGGUAUUGUGACUUUUGUGUCGGAUUUAUAUCCCGGUAGCAUUAGUGAUAAACAAAUAACUAAAAAGUGCGGCAUUGUUGACUUGUGUGAAGAAGGUGAUGCGAUAAUGGUAGACAAGGGUUUUCUUAUUUCAGAUUUAACCACACCUAGAGGUGUAGAACUUAUAAUUCCCCCCUUUAAAAAAAAGAAAAAGCAGUUUUUACCACAUGAAGUGGAAGCAACAAAAACAAUUGCAAACCUUCGUAUCCAUGUUGAAAGAGAAAUGGAAAGGAUAAAAAACUUUCGAAUUGUUCAAGGCACAAUGCCAAUAACUAUGUCGUCGCAGGCAACUAAAAUCUGGAAAAUUUGCGUAAGUCUGACAAAUUUUUUGCCACCCUUAGUGCCAAAUAGGUGAAAGCAAAGAAAUAUGCACAUUUCAGGACUGCAAAUAUGACAUGUUUAUGUAGUAAUACUAGACAAAUUAUUUACUUUUAUGAA
This is a messenger RNA of Mercenaria mercenaria, 1858 nucleotides long. RefSeq lists its product as uncharacterized. The transcript is spliced from 2 exons. Bases 540 to 1775 code for a protein of 411 amino acids. The record is from RefSeq and is a predicted model, not a curated record. NCBI's taxonomy places the organism in Eukaryota, Metazoa, Mollusca, Bivalvia, Venerida, Veneridae.